Molecule: messenger RNA, 2120 nt
Organism: Photinus pyralis (common eastern firefly)
Lineage: Eukaryota; Metazoa; Arthropoda; Insecta; Coleoptera; Lampyridae
Gene: cta
Product: guanine nucleotide-binding protein subunit alpha homolog
Exons: 2
Coding region: 76-1170 (364 amino acids)
Biological process (GO): Rho protein signal transduction; adenylate cyclase-modulating G protein-coupled receptor signaling pathway
Cellular component (GO): brush border membrane; heterotrimeric G-protein complex
Molecular function (GO): guanyl nucleotide binding; GTPase activity; G-protein beta/gamma-subunit complex binding
Source: RefSeq, a predicted model, not a curated record
CGCCAUUACGUUGCGCGCACGCGCUCAUUAGACGCAAAUUAGUAGAUGAUGUAGUUUAGUUAAGGUUUGUCGAAGAUGUGGUCUUGUCCGUGUUGUCUUCGAUUUCGAUUUAGUCCCGAAGAAUUAGAACAACGUUAUAAAAGUCAGGAAAUCGAUAAAAUGCUGGAGAAAGAUAAACAGGCCCUCAAACGUCAAGUGAAGUUGUUGUUAUUGGGAGCUGGUGAGAGUGGGAAGUCCACCUUCUUAAAGCAGAUGAGAAUUAUUCAUGGAAUUAAGUUUGAGUACGAACUAGUCAAGGAGUAUCAACAGGAUAUUUACCAAAACGUCAUAAGAGGUAUGAAAGUGCUAGUUGACGCCCGUGACAAACUCGGCAUUCCCUGGGAGGAGACCAACAAUAACGAUUCGGGGAGGAAACUUUUGGAGUACAGUAACUCGAUAACGCUCGAUUCCAGAACGUUUAUGAACUAUGCCCCGUUUGUCGGAAGGUUGUGGAAGGAUUCCGGUAUACGAAGAGCGUUCGACCGAAGAAGGGAAUUUCAGUUGAGCGACUCUGUAGAAUAUUUCUUCAACCAUUUGGAUAGAAUUUGUAGGAUAGAUUAUAUUCCGACGCACCAGGACAUUCUGCACUGUCGUAAAGCGACAAAAGGCAUAACUGAAUUCAUCAUUCCCAUAAAUAAGGUCCCGUUUCUGUUCGUCGACGUCGGUGGGCAGCGGUCACAGCGACAGAAGUGGUUUCAGUGUUUCGAUUCGGUGACGUCGAUACUAUUUCUGGUUUCGUCGUCGGAAUUCGACCAAGUUCUAUUGGAAGAUCGAAAGACGAAUCGAUUAGAAGAGUCUAAAGAUAUAUUUGAUACCAUUAUUAAUAAUAGGGUGUUCGGAAACGUUUCUAUUAUUUUAUUUUUAAAUAAGUACGAUCUCUUAGUGAAAAAGGUGGCAAAUCCAGAAACGGACAUUCGUUGGUAUUUUCCACAGUUUGCGGGCAAUUCGCAUUCAAUUCAAGAUGUACAAGCAUUUAUAUUAGCGAUGUUUACAAGUGUUAAACGUGAGCCGAGAAAAGCCUUAUAUCAUCAUUAUACUACGGCGGUGGAUACGGAAAAUAUUAAAGUAGUGUUCAAUUCCGUUAAAGAUACUAUUUUAAAUAGGAACCUCGAAAUACUUAUGCUGCAGUAGGACACAAAGUGGUAGUUCAUUUAGGCUGUGUUUAACACAAAAAGAAUUUGUAUUUAAGACUGAUCAGUUUUAGUAUAUUAUUUAAUUUGACCAUGUUUUAUACUUUUAGAGAUUUUAUGAUUAUCGCAUGUUAACUGGUAUUUGUAAACAAGUUGUGGAUUCGCGUAUGCCAAGUUUGUUUUUAGUACAAUUGUAUUUUUAAUGUGUAUGUUGAUUAUAUUCCAAAGAUCAUUGUUUAUGUAGCAUUUUAAGUUGCAACUACCCGCUUUUUCGUUUUCAUUGUAAAUAUAAAAGAGAUAUACAUAAUUGUCAAUUAAAAAAUUAUUCAUUUUACAGUGUUGAAGUGCCUUUACCUACCAUAUGUACUGCCUCUUAUAUUUAUUGUUAAGAACAUUUUGCCUUUGAUGUAUAUAAUGUCAAGUUAAUAAUUGUGAUAUUCCUAAACAGAAUGUUUUCACAAAUUCGAAUACAACGGUUGCGAAAGCAUUUAUGUUUAGAUAUUUAAAUACAAGUUUGUAAAUUGUAAAUAUGCAUUGUAAAUAUUGUACACGAUGGACAAGUUUGUCAACGUCUCUUACAUACUCAGCGAUUGGCAGCUACAGUAAUGAAAUAUAUAUAUUUUUUAUAACAUGCCUCCGUAAGAUAAGCCUAUCUUCUUUCGUAUGUUGAUAAUCGCAUUUAAGCAAAAGUAUUAUACAUAUAAAGUGCCUUAUUUACUAAAUAAACCUAGUUACUUUAUAACAAUGCUACUUUUUCAAUUAUCGCUCAUUACUUGAGGUGUUCUUUACUCACCGCAGGUACAGGCCAAAAUUAAUGUAUAAUCGGAAGCUUCCAUAUUUUCAAUGCAACCACAAGAAUAAUGUGGUUUUGAAUGUAUCUGUAAAUUUUUAUAAGUGUCUUGUAAAAUAUAGAACUCAUUGUUAAUAAAUUAUUUACGAACAUGCCUAUAA